Molecule: messenger RNA, 773 nt
Organism: Ilex paraguariensis (yerba mate)
Lineage: Eukaryota; Viridiplantae; Streptophyta; Magnoliopsida; Aquifoliales; Aquifoliaceae
Source: the annotation of a GenBank genome assembly
GAAUUGCAUUGGAGCGUGAGGUUGAGGGUGAUCUUAUGCUUGCUGACAUGGGUCAGGAUGAAGGAUUUCGUCCUGGAGUUAUUGAUGGAGCUAUCAAUAUCUCAGCUGUUCAGUGGUUAUGCAAUGCUGACAAGACCUCCCAUGAUCCUCGAUUAAGAUUAAAGGCUUUCUUUGGAUCAUUAUAUAGAUGUUUGACAAGGGGAGCUCGAGCAGUACUUCAAGUAUACCCUGAAAAGCUUGCCCAGCGUGAGUUGAUCCUAGGAUUUGCCAUGCGUUCUGGAUUUGCUGGUGGUGUAUUUGUUCACAACCCACACAGUACUAAGAAAAGAAAAGAAUACCUUGUGCUAAAUUGUGGUCCACCAUCUUUGAGUGCUGCCACUCCACAAGGGAAAAGAGAACAAGAAGAAAGUUGCUCAGAUGAUGAGGGUAGUGGAGACAAAGAAAAUCAGACAGUGUGCAUUUCAGGCAGGCAGAGGCCUAGGAAAAAGCAAAAGAUAACCAAGUGGGUAAUGAAGAAGAAGGAACAAAUGAGGAGAAGGGAAAUCGAUUUGGGCACAAGUGGUUUCUACCUUGGGUUGAGCGACUUAUGUAUGGUCAACAUCCAGCUUCAACUUAGUUCAACCACAAAAAUUAAGGCAGGGAAUGUUGUAACCGGCCUUGUUGACCUUGGGGUGUUACUUGAUGACUAUCUGAACUCUAGUAAUUUUAUCUGUUCUAUUUAUUUCUAUGGCAUGGAAUUGCUGGCAUCUCAGUCCCUUAUCUCAUCUGAAUAG